Molecule: messenger RNA, 1482 nt
Organism: Funneliformis geosporum
Lineage: Eukaryota; Fungi; Glomeromycota; Glomeromycetes; Glomerales; Glomeraceae
Source: the annotation of a GenBank genome assembly
AUGAAUCAUGUCCCACCAAUAAUAGAUUUAUAUGCACCUGAUGGCACAUCAUACUUGACCACAGAAACACCAUCAUAUGGUUAUAAAAAUUACAGUGAAUUCAUCCCAGGAGGUCUUCCAUUAAUACUUUCCAUAUCUCAUGGAGGUCACUUAUUUCCUAAAGAAAUUCCUGAUAGAAAGAAAAUGAUUCCAGGAAUGGUAAAAUCUAAUGACAUAAAUACCCAAGAAAUUGGUCAUUUAUUAUCACAAAGAAUCACGAAAAAAUUUAACGGAAGAAAACCCUACAUGGUAAUUAAUCAUUUGGGAAGGAGUAAAAUUGAUGUUAACCGUCCUUUAAAAGAAGGAAUUGAAAUUCAAAUGAGUAAUGAAACAGAUAUUGUUUGGAAUGAUUAUCACAAUUUUAUGAAACGUGCCGUGGAUGAAGUUGAAUUACGUUUUGAACGUGGGUUGUUAAUUGACAUUCACGGUCACGGUCAUUCAGAAAAUUACAUCGAAUUGGGAUAUGCAGUAUCGCUAGAGUCCUUAUUGAUUUCCACCAAUGAACUAAAUACCAACAAUGAAAUUGUUUCGGGAUCGAGCAUUAGAGCAUUAUGCGCUCGUAAACACAACGAGCUAAGUUUUUCGGAAAUAUUAAGGGGAGAAUUUACUUCGCUUGGCGGAAAAUUGCAAGAUCUUGGGUAUGACACGAUCCCUUCGCAUGUGCAUAAAUAUCCAUUACCAAUUGAAAGGUAUUUUCAUGGAGGUUAUUCCGUACAAAGAUACGGUUCAAGGAACAAUGAGCAUGUUGUCGAUGCGAUACAAUUGGAAUUACCAAGAUUGCUGAGACUUGGAAAUAGGAGAUUACGAGAGAAGUCCGUUAAAGAUUUGGCUGAAGCUCUCAGCAAAGGUGAAGCUUCUGGAGUAUUAAAGUGCGGUUCUUCAGGAAAUUCAUCAUUAUUUUCGGUGGUAGUAAACAUUCAGGUUUCUUCGCCUUCCAUAUCAUAUACAUCGGGUUCUUCGUCUAAAGGUUCUGGAACCUUUUCAAUCUCUUGCUUGUUAUUUUUUUCAUUUGGAGAAUGUUUGGUUUCAGAUCUGGCAUUGUUGACGGUUGUGGGAAUUGAAGUUGUGAAAGAAGAGAGGAUGAAAAGGAUCAAGAAACGUGUAAGGUAUCGUCAGUACGGAGGAAUGACGAAGACGCGAAAAGGCACAAUAGCUGAUUAUGAACUACAAGCAGGCAAGUGCAAAGAAUUUUUGCCUAUUGGGGCACAGGUGACCCUACGAGCUUGCCUGUGUUCAAGUCCUACGAGCCGACCUGACAAGAACACAGAUGACCCUACGAGCUUGUCUGAUGUUAAAGUAGUUGAUGGAAAACAUGCGGAUUUGUUGGUAAUGAUGUGGAGAACUGGUGAAGAAAUCUUUGUCGGGGAACAAGCUGGGCCACCUAGUCAACCUGACCUCACAAAGUUAGCAAUGGAUUCGUUCAAAUUGUAUCGAGAAAUGUGA